This is a messenger RNA of Monomorium pharaonis (pharaoh ant), 2742 nucleotides long. RefSeq lists its product as uncharacterized. The record is from RefSeq and is a predicted model, not a curated record. The coding region runs from base 199 to 2031 and encodes 610 amino acids. NCBI's taxonomy places the organism in Eukaryota, Metazoa, Arthropoda, Insecta, Hymenoptera, Formicidae. The transcript has 2 exons.
AUUAAAGGAACGUGGAAGUGAAUAUCAAGAGAUUAAAUAAAUAAACGAUUCGCAUAAGAAUUAACGGAUGUAUGUAAGAAGCGAUUGACGCAACAUUGAAAAAUAUUUUUGUCCUCAGCAGUACGUGUCCUCGCUGCAUCCUUCCGCAUACAAGCUUAUAAAGAAUCGUCGCAAUUCUCUUAUUCGAAUCUUUUAAGCAUGUCGAGACAAAUUUCUCGCUUUUUGUUAUUUUAUUUAUCCGUGAGUGCGAUCUUAGCUUACGGAUUAUCCCGAAGGAUUCCUAGAGGAGCAUCCUGUCCCUCGUGUAGUCAAGAUUGCCCAGAAGCCUUGACUGUUCAAUUACCAUGGAGUCCUCGACAAGAAUCAAAAUUGCAAGAUAUUUCCGUCAGUCCGUACCAAAAUUCUCCUUAUUCUCGUUUUAUACAAAGAGGAAUAUCUCAAGAUAUAGAACACGAUGAUAACAUUCCAUUGAGUCAAAAUUCGAUGCCAUUCGGAAACUUUAGAAGGUUCUUUCAACAAGAACCUACAACUAAACAUUCAAUUUUUAAAGACUAUCUCAAUAAUGAUCCGAGAUACUUAGACAGACAAGAAAUAUUUUCUCAAGACAAACCUGCGAGAGGAUACCCUCCUGUCGUUCCAUCGCGGCAAAUUUUUGACAAAUCGGAAAAUUUGUUCUUCAGAAAUCCUCGCAAUAAAUAUUCAGAUCAGACAUCAUCCUUGUCAGGGGACUACAAAAAAACGAAAGAUUAUUUAGAGACUGAAGAAGAUCCUAUGAGCAAAGUGCAAGUUGUAUAUCGCGCUGAUAAAGAUGCAAACCCUUUAUGGAAGAGUUCAAGAGAUAUUUCUUCAAAUAUCUUCCAAUCAGACAGAUCUUUCGAAAAUAUUUACGGAACUCGCCAGGAAGAUAUUCUCGAUGAAGAAAGAAAUGCGAUUAAAAAGUCUUCGAAUUCUAUCAGCCAGCUGAGAUAUCCUCAAGAAAGAUAUAAUCCCAUAGGAUUCGAUCUGUCAGAAGUGAAGCGUGAUUCUUAUAUUAAGGAUAGAAAUAUUCCGAAAUCGACGAAAGAAUUUUUGGAUAAUUGGGACAUCGCUAAGGAUUCAUCGCGAUCUUUGAAUCUGGGACAAUCUAAGAAUAAUCUCUUAGAGGAAUAUCCUGCAGAGAAACAAGAAAUUAUUGUUAAAGAUGAUACUGACCAAAUCAAUUCUAAAUCUUAUGAUUCUAAAUUUUCUCAAGAUUCAAAUAUAUGGAAAUCAAGAAAAGAUGAAGAAUCGUUAGAUUCUUUGAUGAAAACAAAUGCUAGAAGUUUCGAAAAUGAGGAAGAUGCUGAAGAUAUGAAAAAAUAUUUCGACGACAGAACUGAACCCUUUGUGGAUGACGAAGACAUGAAAGAAUAUUUUGAAGAUAAGACUGAAUACAAUAGAGAUGAAGAUACCAUUCCGACCCUCGGGAUUGAACGAGAUAAUUACAAAUCUUUACCUCAGAAUAUUUGGAAAGGUACAGAAAGUGAUGAAUUCCUCGAUUUAGAUUUUAUGCGCGAAAACUCGCAAGAGAGUGGACAAUUGAGAUUAUACUCUGACGAAAAUGAUGAAUAUCCGUUCUUUGAAGACGAGCAAAACGAAGGUGUAAUCUUUCAAGACAAACCAAAUAUCGACGCUGAAACUGCUCGCGCACCUGUGAUUAAUGCCUAUAACGCCUACAUACUUCCUCGUUACUUAAAUAUUGUAAAUGAUAAGAAGGAUUUGGCAAAGUCCGAGACGCCGGAAUUGGAAGCUAAAAGCAAUCUACAUGUGAAUCCUGUAAUAAAAAUGAAUCAUAAAUUCUUCGAGGACGAUGCUAUUAUUGAAGAUAACGCGCGCAUCCAAGAUCUUAUACUUUCUAAGAAUAAUUUAGAUGUACAGAAAUACAGCAAUCCUAUUCCCGACAAACGAAAUAAUGUAAAAAAUAAGAAUGAGGCUUUGACAGAACUUGAUCCUGAUCUAUUGGACGACAUUGAAGAUCCUCCAGUAGGAACAACCGAAUCAACACCAAUGUAAUUCUUAUUGAAUUUUCUUAGCAGCAAUAUAAUUGUUAGUAUUACAUAUACAUAUAAAUCUCGGAUCACAGUUGAAUUGCUCAGUUGAGAGUUCUUUCAUUUAAGAAAUUUAAGAAUUUAAGAGUUUUUAUGAAAUUAGCUUUUUCUUGUUAAUAAAACGUCGAGCAGUAAUUUUUAAAUUACUAAUAAUUAAAAAUGAUAACUUCAAAAAAUAGUUCAAGAUUUAAAGAAUUAAAUCAUAAAAAUAUUUAAGAACGUACAAAAUUGAUAACUUGCGAGUAAAUAUAAUCUGCCUUGACACUUUCACUUAAAAAAGUCAAAUUCUAAAUUGAUAAAAAUUUUAUAAAUUUAAUAAAGAUUGCUCAAACUAAAUCCAGGAUAUCUUGUAUAACUUUCAUUAUUCUAUUACUAUCGUAAAUAGUAACUAGAAAUGUUCAAGUGAGUCUGUUGUAAAGAAGAAAAUGUAAUAUAGUAAUAAUAUUUGAAGAUAAAUAAAGAUUUAUUAUUUAUUAAUGUUAAUAUAUUAAGUUUUGAUUAAUUAAUAAUAUUAAUAUAUUUUUUGAUGAAAUAAAAACGAUAACAUUCCUUAUUGAAACUUUUCUGCAAAUGUUCUAUUUGAAAAGAAAUCUUUAAAUGGACAUUCUGUAAUAUAAAUUUAGGAUUUCUUUUUGAAUCUACUAUCUUUCCUAAAUAAAUGAAUCACCAAAAAAUA